GCGGCGGCGGCGGCCGGGGCUGAGCGCUCGGAGCGCCUCGGUCGGCCGCGCUCGGCUGGGCGCGUCCCGCCCGCUCCAUGGCAGGAGCCGGAGGAGGCGGCUGCCCGGCGGGCGGCAACGACUUCCAGUGGUGCUUCUCGCAAGUGAAGGGCGCUGUCGACGAGGACGUGGCGGAAGGUGAGGUUCUAAGUUUAGUUCCCAGCAAAUAUAAUGGUGAUCAGAUGACAGGUUGGUAUGGCCAUCGCAUCACAGUCUAUCAUGUUUCCUUGCAGAAUAAAGGCCGCGCUCACUCUAGGGGAGAGUACAAUGUUUACAGUACCUUUCAGAGUCAUGAGCCAGAGUUUGACUAUUUGAAAAGUCUAGAAAUUGAAGAAAAAAUUAAUAAAAUCAGGUGGUUACCGCAACAGAAUGCUGCUCAUUUUCUACUCUCUACAAAUGAUAAAACUAUUAAAUUAUGGAAAAUAAGUGAACGGGAUAAAAGAGCAGAAGGUUAUAACUUGAAAGAUGAAGAUGGACGACUUCGAGACCCAUUUAGAAUUACGGCACUACGGGUUCCAAUAUUGAAGCCCAUGGACCUUAUGGUAGAAGCAAGUCCACGACGAAUUUUUGCAAAUGCUCAUACAUAUCACAUUAAUUCCAUUUCAGUAAAUAGUGAUCAUGAAACAUAUCUCUCUGCAGAUGAUCUGAGAAUUAACCUAUGGCAUUUAGAAAUCACAAAUAGAAGCUUCAACAUUGUGGACAUCAAGCCAGCUAACAUGGAGGAGCUGACAGAAGUCAUCACUGCCGCUGAGUUCCACCCACACCAGUGCAAUGUGUUCGUCUAUAGCAGUAGCAAGGGGACCAUCAGGCUGUGUGACAUGCGCUCCUCUGCCCUGUGUGACAGGCAUGCCAAGUUUUUUGAAGAGCCAGAAGACCCCAGCAGUAGAUCCUUUUUCUCAGAAAUAAUCUCAUCUAUAUCUGACGUCAAGUUCAGCCACAGUGGUCGGUACAUGAUGACCAGAGACUAUCUGUCGGUGAAGGUAUGGGACCUCAACAUGGAGGGCAGGCCUGUCGAGACCCACCAGGUACAUGAGUACCUACGAAGCAAGCUCUGCUCCUUGUAUGAGAAUGACUGCAUCUUUGACAAGUUCGAGUGCUGCUGGAACGGGUCAGACAGUGCCAUUAUGACGGGGUCCUACAACAACUUCUUCAGAAUGUUUGAUAGAAACACGCGGAGGGAUGUUACACUGGAAGCCUCGAGAGAAAACAGCAAGCCCCGAGCCAGCCUGAAACCCCGGAAAGUAUGUACAGGGGGUAAGAGAAAGAAAGACGAGAUUAGCGUGGACAGUUUGGACUUCAAUAAGAAGAUCCUUCACACAGCCUGGCACCCCAUGGAGAGCAUUAUUGCUGUAGCUGCCACCAAUAACUUGUAUAUAUUCCAGGACAAAAUAAACUAAGGAAGCUGACUGGAGGACCAAGUGUUGUCUUGCAUAGUUAAGCCAGUCGUUUUCCUGUCACAGAAAAGGCGUUGUCCUCUCCAUUGAGAAUAGUGAUGCACUUCCACUUCCUCAUAGACACAGGAGAAGAAGGGGUCUCAGCUGGAGUCUUGGGAGAGAUGAGUGCCGCUGCUGAAAGGAAAACCUACUCGAAGCUGAAUUGGUGGACUUUGUUCAAUAAAGGCCGUUCCUCAAUUGUAUUUAUUUAAGUCUGAGCCUUUCCAACUUACUCUUAUAGACCAAAAAACUAACAUCUGAGAGGAUAAAAAGCUCAUCCCAUCUCUGUCCAGCUCUUCCCUCUGUCUCUGCCAUCCAUCCCUGGAGCCCCAGUGGACUGCAUCACCACUGGUGCGUGGAUCCGCCCGAGCAGGCUCAGGCAGCUUUACUCACCCACUGUAUCUGCCAUCACACCUCUGUGGAGCUACUUAAUAAACACAACACACUGUGAAGUGUUUUUAAA
Molecule: messenger RNA, 1935 nt
Organism: Microtus ochrogaster (prairie vole)
Lineage: Eukaryota; Metazoa; Chordata; Mammalia; Rodentia; Cricetidae
Gene: Ppp2r2d
Product: protein phosphatase 2 regulatory subunit Bdelta
Exons: 10
Coding region: 78-1436 (452 amino acids)
Cellular component (GO): protein phosphatase type 2A complex
Molecular function (GO): protein binding; protein phosphatase regulator activity
Source: RefSeq, a predicted model, not a curated record